Paramacrobiotus metropolitanus is the source of this 2167-nucleotide messenger RNA. RefSeq lists its product as uncharacterized. The coding region runs from base 385 to 2055 and encodes 556 amino acids. The transcript is spliced from 2 exons. The record is from RefSeq and is a predicted model, not a curated record. NCBI's taxonomy places the organism in Eukaryota, Metazoa, Tardigrada, Eutardigrada, Parachela, Macrobiotidae.
CAUACUACGACGCACGACGACGCCAAAAGCAGACGCACGACGACGCCAAAAGCAUACAACCUCUUAAUCGAAAGUUGAUUUUACUCAGCAGGAUUUUUUUAAUAAUGCAUGUACUAUGCUUAUAAAUUUCAUUUGGUGCGUCCAAGUAAAUAAGUCUUAAUAAGGACAUUUUUUUAUGAUUUCUUAUCUUACUGAAAUUUUACAUAAUUGCAUCAGAUGCGAAACCGUACCUUACUUAUCAAGUGCCUGCUGGAUUAGUUCAUUUGUUGCAGCUAUCUGUAAAUCAAAUUUCUACAGCGUAAUUAUAGCAAGGUUUCUUUAACCCUUCAGUUUGUUGAAUUCCAGCUUAAUUCUCAUAAUAUACGAGCGAGUAAUUACUGCAUAAUGCAAAGCGCUACGACUGGAUCUUUGGAUUCUGGAAACACCAAUCGAGCGUCAUCCCCAGUGACGGCCAUGGGUUCCCAUGUGCGACGCCCAUCCACCAGUUCUUUCACCACUGCACGCGAUCAACCGUCGCCAGCGGGGAUUUUUGAUACGCAGUCAGAAAUCAGUAGACAUGAGUUUCAAACCAAUCUCGCAAUGUAUGGCCAGUUAACCAAAAUGACGAGUAGUUUGAGCGUAUGCAUGCCGGAGAUGGAAAAGCUCAGUACUACUUUAUUGGACUGGUGCCGCAGUGUGGAUAAAUCGUUCUCCUUACUGCAAACCGAAAUUCUCGGGUUACGCGAUGAAAUCUCCACCAGGAACGCCCAAGUACAUACUGAAUUCCACCGUGCCGUCACCGAAAUACAGCAGCAAACCGAAACUACCUUUCAAGACAAAUGUGUACACCGCUUGGACACGAUCGAGCAUCGCUUAGAUCUGUUCGCCCAAAAGGUCACCCAGUUGCAAGAUCAGCUCUUCCAGAAGAUGACAUCGGUUCUGGAAGUCCAGACGAAUUUUACUUCUGUCGUCAAUACGUUGCGGAAUAACCAAGAUGGGGUGCACGAUGAAAUUCGAAAGGUCACCGAUGACGGUAAAAAAGCGUUAGGCGAUAACACGAAAGAAUUGCACAAAAUUCACGAUGGACUGGCUAAUGAUGUGAAGACUGUGCAAGAACGACUGGAGCACGCUGAUGCGGAAAUUCGCAUGCAUAGUACGGCACUGAAUGGUAUCGCUGCGGAUCAGAAGAACUGCAUGGAUAACUGCUACGGAUUAGGACAAAAGUUGGCCAAUGUGCAGAUGGAGUUCCAUGAUCAGAUUGCCGGUUUACAAGACGGUUUAAUUAACCUGGAUCGUCAAAUCGGCUAUGCUUCACAGCGCAAUGAUCACGUACAAAACAAUGAGCAAUUUUUAAAACACCAAGAAGAUUUCCAACUACUGUUCGAUGAAGUAAAACGUCUACAGAAAGCGUUGUAUGAACAAGAAGCAAAAGUGUCAGAGCUGUCGAAAACGACUGCCGUUUUACCCGGCUUAUCGGAAACGGUAACGGAAGUGCAGCUUAAGAACGACGAGCAAGACGCCAGAAUCACCUCACUAGAAAACUCGUUCCAUUCACGGGUAGAUUUGCAGAUCGUGGAUUCUACCGAGAAUAUACACCUCCAUAAAGAUGUCAACGAUUUACUGAAAAAAGUCAACAUUAUUUUUGAAACCGUUGGCACACUGCGCACUGAAGUGGCCGGAUUAAAAUCCGCGCAGACGUCACCGACGGAUUUCGUUUAUGUUUCCAAUACAAACCCGUCACCGGAUGUUUAUGCUAAAUCCACACCGGAAUACACAUUGCCCUUCGGCAAACCCAAUCAGCAAAAUUUUUCCAACACAUGUAGUCUGGGUUAUGAAAAUUGUUUUUUAUCAAAGAGUGGAUUGUGCUCGGAAACAUUUCAUCUACCGAAGAAAUCGCCGACCGGCUUCCAUUCGGUGACCCCUAGUUUUGUGCAUAACGAAGGGGUAGCGGAAGGCAGUGGGUUGGAUCAACUGAACGAAACUUUUCGGGACAUUGUGGCAAAAAAUGUUGUGUCUUUGGACGAUGCACCAUUAAUGAAGAUUAACAACGCUCGCCAUAUUUCUGGGCAUAUAUAAAUUUAUCUUGUUUACGAUAAAUCCCAAAUAAUCCCGCACUUUUGGCACUAAUAAUGUUGAAUUAGCAAACUUUGUUCAUAACUCUGGCUCUUUGUGUAAAUGGACGACAAGA